Saprolegnia diclina VS20 is the source of this 8026-nucleotide messenger RNA. RefSeq lists its product as hypothetical. The record is from RefSeq and is a predicted model, not a curated record. Bases 195 to 7955 code for a protein of 2586 amino acids. The transcript has 19 exons. NCBI's taxonomy places the organism in Eukaryota, Oomycota, Saprolegniomycetes, Saprolegniales, Saprolegniaceae.
CGACAACGCCAGUGACGCCACCGACGUCACCUUCGCACCUCUGUGGUACGUUUGAUGAGACGGUCGAGGCAGUCCAACUGGUCUGGUCUCCGCCACUGGACAUCGGUGGUGCCAAGAGCGAUGAUCUCUACUACGUCGUUUCCGCCGACGAGGAUCCACCCCACAUCACAACAGCAACGACGUGGGCCAUUCCCAUGAGCAACAUUAGCAGUCGUGUUAGCAUUUCUGUCACGGCGACGACGACGUGGGGCAACAGCGCGCCGGCGAUACUCGUGCUCACCGGGAAAGAUGCGUGUGCUCCAACGAGUAUCGACUGGUGGCGAGAGAUCAACGGGUCAUUUGCGUCUUCGUGUCCCGAGUGCGAGACUACACCCGCACACUCAAGCUAUGCCGCUGCACCCAACCGGUUUUUGGCCGAGACCAAUGCGACGGUCCUCUCCACCGUAGUCGAUGGGGGUGAAGUCGGUCACAUAAACACUACGCUCGCCUACCAGCCAAACGCCUACGUCUCCUGGCUCAUCCUACCAUCGUCGCCUGACGUCUCGGUCCUUCUCCACGUCUAUGCGUUUGAGAUGGAGUGCGAUAACGACAAGGUUGCCUUCUUUGAGGUGCACCAAAACGGUUCGGAGCAGCUCAUGUGGCAAGGCGGCUGCGCUCGACCGCCAUUUACACUACAAAGCCGUGCGCCGGGCAUUGGCCUCCGGAUGAUUCUAGCAACCGACGACUCGAUUCAGCUCUCGGGCGUUCAUUUGAGGUACCAUGGUGUACGAGGCGUGUCCCUCGACGCCUUGACGAUACCAUGUCCGACGUCGUGCGGGCGAUAUGGUCUCUGUCGCGAUGACGGCACGUGUGACUGCCGACCGCGCUUCUCAGGCGAAGGAUGCACCAACCACGAUGUGUGUCCGCACCAUCCAGCGUGCUACCGGCCCGAUAGCAUCGUUGUUGAUGAGCGGUUUGGCAGCGAUACCCUUGGCACCGGCGGCCUUAGACAAAAUAAAGCGCUCCAGUCACUCACUCGGGCACUCGAGCUCGUGCCCCCCAACGGCACUAUUGUCCUGUAUCCUGGCACGUACACGGACGCGCGCACGUGCAACGUCGUCUUGGAACACCAGCACGUGACGAUCACCUCGUUGGUGUCGACCGCCUGGUCGGACAGCGAUUUGUUUGCUAUUUCUAUGCCGGACUCUGCUCUGGUGGUGGACGUCAAUUGCACUGGCGCGCUUGCAUCGUGGGAUAUUCGCAAAGCGUCGGUGGUGCGACUCUCCAGUCUCCGCCUUAUCGGAGGCAUUGGCCCCAGCGCUCGCCUCCAAGUGGCCGACAGUCAGGUGGUGCUGACCCACGUUUCCGUUCGUGGCGCAGUAUCGUCUUCACUCGGCGGCGGUCUCGCAGCAGCCAACUCGGAGUUGGUCUUCAGCGACGUUGAUAUUGAAGACUGUGUGGCGACGACUGGUGGCGGAGUCUAUCUCGAACACAGUAGCUUGAAGGCAACCACCUCGAGUAUAUCCCACAACACGGCCACGUCUGAUGGCGGGGGCGUCUCUCUUUACUCGAGUACGCUGCACGGUGCACGUGUUGCGCUCAACACGGCAGCGCGUUACGGUGGCGGUAUCGCUGUCACAGGUGUCGACAACAACCUCUGGAACGGCACCGUGUUCAACAACUCAGCCGGUGGCGGCGGAGGCCUCGCCGUGCUCUCGGCCGCUAGCCUCGUCAUGGAGCGCAUUCGAAUCCUUGGUAAUACGGCGAUCACCGGCGGCGGGCUUCUUCUCUUGUCCACCCAGAGUCUCUCUGUCGGUAACACGACCGUAGCUCUCAACACGGCGGUACAAGGUGGUGGCCUCGCACUGCAGUCGCUGAGCAACAGCUCGUUUGAUGUGUCGGAGCUCGCGCUUUUUGAAAACCAUGCAGCAGAUACAGGCGGGGGUCUCUACGUCCAUGCUAGCUCGGUCCUUCUUGACGGACUCUUCGUGGCCAGGUGCACCUCCAAUGGUACUGGUGGCGGCCUUGCCGCCCACAACUCCAACAUGGGGCUGCUCAACACUACGAUCGUCAACAAUUCAGCGGCGACAUCCGGUGGUGGUCUCUUUGGCUUCAACUCGACCAUUGCUGGUGCCACUGUGGCCAUCCGAUCGAAUGCGGCAUCGGUCGGUGGCGGCAUGUGCUUGCUCACGUCCCGUGUCAAGUCCAUGCACAUCAUAACCAACUCGGCGCGUCUCGAUGGCGGCGGCGUCGCGGCCUCUAACAGCUCGUACCUCGCGGACCUCGUUCUUGCUGCGAACCAAGCUGCACGAGACGGUGGCGGUCUCCACCUCUCGGGUUGGAUUUCGAUUCAAAACACAUCGGUUCUGGACAGUUGCGCUCAGCAGCGCGGUGGCGGUGCCUUUGUGACACCGUCUUCUACCGUCGCGUGCUCGGGUCUCGUUUUGGACGCCAACACGGCGGACGACGGUGGCGGUGCCUACCUCGACGGGCCCGAUAUCGCAUUGCGAGGCACUUGUGCUACUACGCGCAACCGCGCUCGCGUGGCUGGUGGCGGCAUCACCUGCAGCAAAAGCUGCCAGCUCGACGGGCCGAGGCUCUUGCGCAACUCGGCCGAUACGCUCGGUGGUGGCUUUCUGUGCACCAACGGCAGCUGUACAGUUCGAAAUGGCAGACUGCAGGGCAACCGAGCGAUGCGUGGCGGUGGCCUCGGCGCUCACUACGCCACCGUCAGCUUGGAGCGCUGCAACAUCACGUUCAACUCGGCCUUGGUCACCGGUGGCGGCAUCUCCGCUCAAAACAGCUCCGUGCGCCUCUUUGAAACGCGCGUCACCUCUUGCAGUGCUACCGAGUCGGGCGGUGGCUUGGCACUGGCCGAUGCAACUGUUCUCGGCGCGAACGCGUCCAUAUUCAACAACACGGCCCAUCGAUUCGGCGGCAAUGUUGUUGGCACGUCCUGUUCGAUAAUCAACUUGACGAUUGAGAACGGAUCGGCUGCGCAUGGCGGCGGCGUGGCGAUCCUGCAAGGCGGCGCUUCGACCGUGACCAGCGUAUCGCUAUACAAAAACGUCGCCCGCCAAACAGGCGGUGGGCUCUACAUACAAAAUGCAACGGUGCACCACACGAACACGGCCAUCGUCGACAAUCUCGCACCAAGAGGCGCGUCGGUUGCGUUGACUGGCGCCAGUGCUUUCUUGGGCGCCGCGACCACGCAGUAUCUGGCGACAACGAUACUGACGGCGACUCGAUCUUCCAGUGGGCACGUUUACGUCGCACCCCACACCACCGCCGUGGUCUCGGCCGUACACAUUUCAUAUGGCGCCGCGCAGCACGGGGGAGGGCUCUACAUUGACGUCAACAGCUCGUUUGCCGGGGAUCGCAUCGUCUUGGAGAAGAAUAUCGCGGUCGCUGGCGGCGGUAUCUACGCUGCGUCAAGCGCUCGUGUGGCGCUCGCGAAUGUGACCUUGCAAGACAACGUGGCGGACGACGGGGGCGGCAUGUAUGUCGUGGGCGCCCACCUCUCGCUGCAACGCGUGGUCAUGAUGGCCAACUUUGCCAACGCUACUGGUGGUGCCAUUGCGCUCAUCAACUCGUCAAGCGCGGCUUUUAGCUGCGCCUUUUCGAGCAACACGGCCAGAGAUCGCGGUGGAGCCAUCGCGCUAAUUGCCGCCUCCCGCUUUGCACUAACUUCUACGCGCUUGACGGCCAACGCUGCCUCCAACGGCGGCUCUGUUGCUCUCUGCGGAUUCUCAACGGUGACACUCACCAACUGCAGCGUGCGUGGAGGAGACACGACGAGUUUUCUUGGCGGCCUCGUCUAUGCGGAUGCGUCGACCGUCAUCUUGGAAGCGUCGACACGCCUCGCAAACGGCGUCGCCACACGCGGUGGCGCUGUGUAUCUGACCAACGCGGCCAGUAUGUACUGUCACACUGUACAAUUGACGUUGAACGUGGCGACCCGCGACGGCGGUGGCAUUUUUGCCACUGGAAACGCAACAAGCGUGGAGCUACAAUGCACGUUCGUCGACGCCAACCGCGCCGAAGGCUGCGGCGGCGGCGUCUACCUCGAUGCGGGCGCUGUGCUUCUCAUGGCCGGCAACUCGAGUAUCCGAAACAACUUCGCACGAAGUCACGGCGGUGGCAUCUAUCUGCACGGCGCCUUGUCGACCGCUGCCCAGCUCUACGGCUCGAAUGUCCUUGGGAACAACGCGACGGGACACGGCGGCGGCAUCUUUGCUGGCCACGGAAGCCAACUCGUUGUCAUUGACACGCAGGUGCUACGCAACUAUGGGCAACACAGCGGCGGUGGUCUCUUUGCAACGACGGCCAAAGUGACCUGCGUCCACGCGACGUUUGCAAACAACAGCGCCACCACGGGGGGCGGCGUGUUUUUAGAUCGCACGAGCUCGCUGCACAGCCUCGCCUCGAUUUUUUCACUCAACACGGCCGAGACGACUGGGGGCGCACUGGUUCUUGCGUCGCGAAGUGUCGGCGCCAUCGUCAACUGUACGUUCACGACCAACGUCGCCGCCGCAGGCAACGGCGGCGCGAUCGCGCUCGAGCGCGCAGCGCAAGGCACGCUGCUCGAGUGCGUCGCCACCAACAAUUCGUCGCCCAACGGCAUGGGCGGGGGCCUCUUUGCGAGCCACAGCGCACGCGUCAGCGAUACCGGGUCGCGCUGGACCUUAAAUACUGCGAAAGACGGUGCCGCGAUGGCGCUCGUGUCGCCGGGCCCCCACCAAACCAUCAACGCUACGUUCUUCAUGAACGCUGCCCAGCGCCAGGGCGGCGGCCUCUACUUGGACAAGGGGGCGGAAAUGUCGGCGUUCACGUCGCUCGUAGUGCUCAACAACUCGGCGAUGUCGGGCGGCGGCAUCUUUUGGGUGGUUGACCCUCCGUCCGGCGCCCAUUUUUUCUGCGACAACUGCUCCUUGGACAACAAUGAGCCCACCGACGUGGCGACGUCGGCCGUGUCGGUACGGGUAAAAGCGUGGCCGUCGUCGUUCUCGAGUGAUGUACCACUCACGGUUGGCGGCAAUGCGUCGGCGUACGUGGCGUCGGCGCUGCUGACAUCGCCGUUUUCGUGGGCGACGGUACAGACCACCGAUUACUACGGGCACGUGGCUCGCCUCGACAACGCGACGACGUGUACGCUCUCUGCGUCUGCUGCGGGCCUCGCGCUGGCCCCGAGGGGCGCAACGUACUCGGCUGUCAACGGUCUCGUCACCUUUGCGAGAGCGGCGAUUCAAGGACCUAUCGUCGUGGCCGCCGUGCCUGUUUCGGUCGUCGUCGACUGCAGUCGUUUGGGCGCAUCAAUGAUUCCGCUGCAGAUCGACAUGCUGAUGACACCGUGUGCACCGGGGUACUCGACCGACGCCGCAGGGCGAUGUGUGCGGUGUCCGUCCGGACAAUAUAGCUUGAACGGUACCGCAUGUUUCAGCUGUCCUCCGGGCGCGGUCUGCUCCGAGUACAUCCUGACGACUGGGACACCCGCACUUGUCGGCGUCGCCCAUCCGCGCACACUGCCCAACUACUACCUCGACCGCGCCCCGGCGACGCACGUAACGACGCAGUGCGAUCCGUUGAAUUGGCCAUCGAGAGACCCGUGCCGGGCGUUUGCCCUUUCGUCCGACGACAUGGAAGCUGCGUUGACGCAGUGCUUGACCAGUGUCGUGCCAGUGACGUACGUGGCGUCCUGGCCGCCGAUGCGGGAGUUCAUGUGUCUCUCUGGUCUCGCGUUCUACCCGUGUCAGGUCGAAAACGUUUGUCUUGGCAAUAUCGACAGUCUGCUCGGCCACGCGUGCGCCGUCGGCUACGCCGGCUCAUUGUGCGGGCGCUGUGCAUCGGGGUACUCCAACACGAUCUCGGGCACAUGCCAAUACUGCAACGGCAAGUGGACGUCGCUGACGUGGCAGAAUGCGCUGGCACCGUGUCUCGGCCUUGUCGUGCUUGCGUGUUUGAUCGGGGCGCUUCGGCUCUACCUCAUCGAUGGCAGCGAAAGGGAGCUCUUGCGCCAGGCAAAGCUCGACCAGCAACUCAAAGCGCGCACCAAACAGCGGCUCACGUGGUGGGCCUCGGCACGCUCGAAUUGCCAUAAAAAGUACCUCGCGUGGCAAGCGCGUCGACGCCCACAAGCGCCGCCGCGCGACGUCUUUGGCAUCACGCUCGACACGGACGGCCGUCCCGAUUACGUGAGCGUCUACCUCGAAAAGGCCAAAAUUCUCACUGGAUUUUUCCAAAUUUUUGGGAAUUUCCGAACUACGUACGCGAUCGCGUGGCCGCCCGCCAUCAACGACGCGAUGGUGGCCACGUCUCAGUUUAGUCUGGAUCUCGUCGCGAUUGCGGGUAUUGACUGCUUCAUGCCGUCCACGUCGUUCUACGUGCAGUUCAUCUCGACGCUGGCCGUGCUCGCCUUUAUCUUUGCACUGGUUUUCAUCUUUUAUUACCGCGGUGCGGCCCACUACAUUGGAAAACUCAAGACCAUUCCGCGCUGCUGCCCUCGCUGCGGCCUCCCCGUUUGGGACAAGUACGUACCCGACAUGGCCCAGCGGCGACCGUCCAUGCCGCAGCCAUUGAGUGGAAGCCGCCAAAAACGCCGAAGGCAGUCACUCGAACAGCGGGCGAGCACUCUGUUGUCGCUGGACGAUGUCAGUUCAGCCCACGGAACUAUUGCCGCCCGCCGUGUCCUCACUGCACUUCGCGCGCUGCUCACGGAGCCCGACCCCCACACAUCACGUGCCCGGCAACUCCAACGCGAGGCCAUCAAUAUGUCGACGGCCAAGGCGUACACCGGGGCACUGCCCAUGUACCGGCCAACGCACCGCGUGUGCCCGGCCAAGCCACUCACUGCCCACGUCCGAUCGCGGGUCCUGCGGAGCAACCUCUGCGUCUGGCAAGCGCGCGUGAAGCUCCGACUGCACUAUCAAUCGUACCGCAUCAAAUGCGUCAAAGUGAUGCUCGGGAUUCUCUUGCUUUUGUACCCGAUGGUGUCGAGGAACUUUCUGCUCGUGUUCCACUGCGACCAAGUCGGUGCUCGCUACUGGCUCGUGAAGGACCGCAGCCUCGAGUGCUAUACGACCGAGUGGUCGCUCUAUGCAUGCGUCGCGCUCGCCGGUGUCGGCGUCUGGGUCGUCGGCGUUCCGUUUCUCUUUUGGCGCCUUGUCUACAAGGCGCGGCACCGGCACAUUGACACACGCUUGACGCUGCUCGAGUCGCGCGCGUACCGCCCGUUGCGCGAAAAGUGGCUAGCGGAGAUGCGUACCAUGCUCGCGGCCGAGGGACGGUGUGUGCCCCUUGCGCUCGGUCGCCGGGACGAGAUGGCCUACUUGGGCCACUACAUGAAGACAAAGAACCUCGAGGACUCUGCGGUCAUGGCGCGUCUGGGACUCAUCUACCAGAAUUACAAGAGCGAAUUCUGGUGGUUUGACGUCUUUGAUCUGAUUCGAAAAGUGCUCCUGAACGGUGUCCUCGUCUUCCUCCAGGGAAACGACAUUGUCCAAUCGACGUCGGGUCUCGCUCUCUGUCUGCUUGCGCUCACCCUCACGCUCCAAUGCAAGCCGUACCGGUCCUGGACCGACUCGCUCGUGGCUGGCGUGACCCAGUUUCAGCUCUUCAUCACCCUCUUCCUCGGGUUUCUCCUUUUGAUGAACACGGCGUCGACGACGGCGCUUACACCGGUGGUCGCCAUGGUCGACGUCUAUACCAUAUCGCUCUUGCUCGUGGCCACCAACUUGGCGUCCAUCGUCGUCGCGGCCGGCGUCUUGCUUCACGACACGAUCCGCAACCGCCGCCGCGUGCGCAAGGUGCGGGCCGUCCGUCGAGCCGCGCUCAUUUCGGCCGCAGUGCGGAAGCUUUGGCGACGCGCGUACAACCACGCCGUAGGCAUAGCCUAUGCGAAUCGGCCGGCGCCGCUCUCGGUCGCACUCCUUAUUCAGCGCGCCCGGCGUCAGCCACCGCCUCAGACACAGGAUGCAUGACCAACAACUAGAUUUUAUCGCGUGCGAAUCGUGUUAUAUCAGGGAACCACGGGUGCGUAUGCACAAGUAGA